CUAUUUGUAAACUUAGUUUUCGUUUAUUUAUUCUGUCUUAUACCUGUGAUAUGUUACAUACUUAUUCAUAUUUUACUUCCAAUCAUUCUUUUUAUAUUUAUGUUAUGAACGGGAAAAAUAUAGUUUUUCGUCUUAUGUUUUUGUUUUGUUUAUCAUUGUUCCUGGCGGGAAAAGUUGAUAACAUUGAAUACCCAAAAAAAGAAACCGACUUGAAAUCUACUGUUUCUGUGAAAAGCGAUUUUAAAGAACUAAAAAGUUGGAAUUGUGAAUUGCUAAAUGCUUGUGAUGAUAAACUUGGAUUUGAUGCCAUUUUAACUCUUCACCAACGGCUUGAUGAUGAUGCAGAUGGAAAUAUUGAUAUUGUUGAGAGUGAUGAGUUCUUUAGAGAUGAAUUGAACUAUAAAAGUGGCUAUGAACGUCAAAAAAGAUUUCAUCGAAAUGAUAAACAUAUAUCAGUUGAUGAAUUGUGGCUUACAUGGAAAUCCUCAGAAGUUCACAACUGGACUGUAGAAGAAACUAUUCAAUGGCUUGUUUCAUAUGUUGAUCUGCCCCAAUACGCUGGAAAUUUCAAAGAAAAUUCUAUUGAUGGUACAUCACUACCAAGGUUGGCUGUCAAUAACAUGCAUUUUUUGUCUAAUCUGGGCAUUAAAGAUCCUAUUCAUAAACAUAAAAUUUCACUGAAAGCAAUGGAUGUUGUUUUGUUUGGCCCUCCAAGAAAUAAUAAAUAUUUCAAAGAUGUUAUAUUGGCACUUUCAAUUGUCCUGGCUACUGUUGGUUGUUGGUUUGCUUAUGCUCAACACAAGAAGUCACAAUCACAUUUGAGAAAAACUAUGAAAGAUUUAGAAAGCUUGCAGCGGGCUGAGGAAUCUCUACGAACUUUGCAAGAAGAACUAGAUAAAGCAAAACUUGAGCAAGAAAGGGCAACUACAGAAAAAAGAGAUCUUGAACGUAGGCUUCAAGAUGAAAAGACAAUUGUAAAACUUACACGACAAGAUUCAUCUGGAAAUUUGGAUGGAAGCCAAACGAAAAUUCAGAAAUUGGAACAGGAACUAAGAGAUGUGAUUGAAGAUCUAAGAUGUGCUGAGCGAGCUUUACAUGCAAAAAACUGGAUGCCUUCUCCAACAUUGCAGCAUUGGCUUCAAUUGACUCACGAAUUGGAGUUACAGCAUUAUAAUGAAAAGAAAGCAGCUGCUGAAAAACAACUUAUUGCUGCUAAGGAAGGUUGCGAAAAACUACGCAAAAAACGAACCAGUUUUAUGGGGGCUUUUCGAGUAGCACAUAGUAGUGCCAUUAAUGAUGUAGAUAACAGAAUAUUACAAGCAAGGACUGCUUUGUCAGAAGUAACCAAAGAUCUACAAGAAAGACUUAGCCGGUGGAAAGAAAUAGAAAUGCUAUGUGGAUUUCCGAUUGUCAAUAAUCCAGGUAUUAGGCAGUUAGAGGCUAUUCUUGGAACAUCAAUGAGUGUUACAACUCCCACUAGUGUUACACCCAGAGUUGCCAGAAGAAAUAGUGAAGGAAAUAUUACUGAUGAUGAAACUUUAUCUGUUUUAGAAACAGGCGUUUCUGCAAUUCAGCAUCUAGUUCACAAUUCUGCCACUCUUUUUCUUGCUCCUCUUCCUUCUACUCAUCUCAGUAACUUUCCAUCAUUCAAUAAUUGUCCCUCUAGAAGCUCUCCGUGUCAAGAUGAUACAUUUUCUCUUUAUCAGUCUGGUUACUUAUCUUUUGCUCAGUGUGAUCAAUCAACUGAUGAUGGGUCCAUCACAAACAUACCAAUUUUCUGCAAUCAAAGAAGUGGUUAUAAUAUUCAUUUAGGGUCUCUUAGAAGUAUUCCUUCAGCCGAUCUAAAGACAGUGGCAUCAUCAAAUGCCAUUUUGCAGAGAUCAAAUGCAUUCCAUUAUGACCCAGCUGAUAUCUUUGAAAAAGAGAGAAUACAGUGUUCAAGAGAAAAUAACUUGAUAGGAAGUGGUAGACCAAUAUUUACAGUUGGAGAAAGCAAAGAUUCAGGUUCUCAAAGCUUUGAAUCUAUGUCUAGACUUCACUCCCAAGAAAACAAUCAGGAUGGAUCUCACAUGUCUUGAAUUUAGCUGCAUUUGACAAGUAACUGUAAAAUGUGAUGCUUAUGUUGAAAUGCCUCCAAGUGUGACAUUCAUGCUUGUAUUUAUAAAGCAAUAAUGAGGACGUAAUUUAAAUUGCUAUAUCUUUUGGAAAUGGGAUUUACUUAUACAUAUAUUUUUAAGUGCUGAGAAAUGCAUAUAUAUAUUUUUAUUUGUGUUGAAACACUGUUUGUGUUAAUGAUAAGAGAGUUUCUUCUAAAAUGUGUUGAAUUGUGCAGAAAUCAUUAUAGUUAAUUGUUGUAAGAGGUUUUAUAUAAAGAGUAGGAUACUGUGAGGUAUCCAUAGUACUUUGACGUAUAGUGAGCACUAUCUCGUAUCUCUUCUUCAUGAUAUAUUUACUUUAUUUUUGCUAUAUUUUAUGAGUCCAGCUAACUGCAGUUGUGUUAACAAUCACUUUUAUUAAUAUAUUGCUUUAUAUAUUUAGAAUGAGGUUUUAUUUAUCCAAGAACAUACCGUUUUUGUGGGAUAAAACAUUUUUUACAGUUCCUAUUAAAUUUUACCUUUAUAACUUUAUUUGUAGUCAUGUUUUGAUGCAUACAACAUGUUCCUCUGCAUAUAUAAUGUGCCAACCAGAAAGUGUUUUAAGGAUUUGGAAAUAUUGAAUGGUUUUUCUGAAGUUACGGUUUCUUGUGUGUGGGGGAGGGGGGAAUUGCUUGGGUUUUUCUUUAUUAUAGAUUAGAAGAUAAAAUAUGCAGAUUUGUCAUAAUAGACGCUUGAAAUAUUUGUCUUAGUAGGGCAAAUGUGGAGCAGAGGAAUUUGGUUUGAAUUAUGCUUAAUACUGACCUUUUGCAAUUCUCUUUCUAGUUUGUGAUUGGAAAUGUAGAGUCAGUAUUAAUUUUUAUUUUAAUCUUAUCUUUUAUGAAAAUAUAUUUAUCUCAUUUUGCUUUUUUAAAUAAUCAAGGCAUUCGACAACCAUUUCGCAUGGAGUAAGUUAUGAAUCUUUUUUUAGUAUGUUUUUUUUCUGAUUUAUAUUGCAUUUAUAUAUAUAUUUUUUAAUUUUGCAGCAAACAUGGUUAAGAAAGGGGAAAAAAAUACAGUACUGAAUCUCUAUUGCUUAUGAAAAAUCUGAAAAGUCAUAGGCGUUAGACCGAUAUACUAGAAUUUUACAUUGCACUGGUUAGAAAUUUCAUUAAUUUUAAACACAUUAUGAAGUAUUAUGAAUUGAAAAACAUUUAGACUAAAAUAGGAGUAAUAGUUGGAAAGAAACUUAGAAUUUUGCACUUUUUGUUGUCUGAUAAGUUAUUUUUAAAUUUGCCUUCUGAGCAGCAUAUUGUUUUUCAAGUGUUAUGUCAUUUAUAUACUGGAAUAUGUUAUUAAACCAUUUUUUGUAAAUACAUUUUUAAUAAGUUGGAGCAAAUUAUAUUUUUAUAUUUUCUACAUUAAUUAAAUGAAACCUGUUAUUGUAUAUACUUAAGGGUAUACUUAUUUCGAUGUAUUAAUAGUGUAUCCUGUUGUAAAACUUGUGCAAAAAAUUCCUUCAUAAAAACAGAUGUUUAUGAAUAUUUAUCAGUAUUUUCAUUAAAUUUGGUGUGUAACAAGGAAAGAAAAUACUAAUCAACUCUUCCAUUUGUCAGUAAUACUUUAAAAAUCAGCUUUGAAACUAUUAUUUUUUACAUACUACUUAGAUAUUUUUUGUUUUCUUUUAUGAUGUUGUUGAAAAAGCUUCCCGUUCAGAACAUUCCACUACUUAUACAUGCAAGACUUUUUCAUUGAAGUUUUUAGCAAUAUUGGUCGUUGUUUAUUAUUGUAAAUAGAUGUAUAAUGUUUGUGUUUUAUAAGAAAAU
This is a messenger RNA of Argiope bruennichi, 3898 nucleotides long. RefSeq names its product stromal interaction molecule homolog. The coding region runs from base 51 to 2078 and encodes 675 amino acids. The record is from RefSeq and is a predicted model, not a curated record. The transcript is spliced from 14 exons. Gene Ontology annotation, molecular function: calcium ion binding; protein binding; calcium channel regulator activity. Gene Ontology annotation, biological process: intracellular calcium ion homeostasis; store-operated calcium entry; activation of store-operated calcium channel activity. Gene Ontology annotation, cellular component: endoplasmic reticulum; plasma membrane. Lineage: Eukaryota; Metazoa; Arthropoda; Arachnida; Araneae; Araneidae.